Molecule: messenger RNA, 1538 nt
Organism: Exophiala mesophila
Lineage: Eukaryota; Fungi; Ascomycota; Eurotiomycetes; Chaetothyriales; Herpotrichiellaceae
Exons: 1
Coding region: 80-1264 (394 amino acids)
Biological process (GO): lipid metabolic process
Source: RefSeq, a predicted model, not a curated record
CCACCAUUGAUCCUUAAAGUCACCUCCUCAUGUUACCGAGACGACACUAACCUCAUUUCUCCUCUGAGAUCGAACCUCGAUGAAAGCGCAAUAUGCUAUCCUGGGGUUGUGGGCAUCGCUAGUUGUCGCAGCAGCCCUCCCCGCCUCCAUCCAAGACACCGACAACACAAUCUCCCGACAGACCUUUGAGGAAUUGGAAGAACUCGCCAGAAUUGUUGACAUCUCAUACUGCGUUGGCACCAGUGGCAUACAAAGACCCUUCAAAUGCCUGAGUCGGUGUAGCGACUUUGAGGGUUUCGAGUUGGUCACAACUUGGAACACGGGACCGCGACUCUCUGAUUCAUGCGGCUACAUUGCCUUGUCGCAUGAGCCCUACACCAAACGAGUCAUUGUCGCAUUCCGUGGCACCUAUUCCAUUGCAAACACCAUCGCCGAUUUGUCUACAAACCCUGCUGAAUACGCCCCAUUUCCAUCAGAACAUGACAACGAUGAUGUUUGCGCCUCAGUUGAACCGGUCAACGACAAAGAACAUGUCCUGCCACAGCUGCUAAAACAAUCUCGCAAGAGAGAUGCAGUUCCCGAAUGCAAGAACUGCACGGUUCACUCGGGUUUCAUGACCUCCUGGCGUAACACCAGAUGCACUAUUGUCCCUCAUGUGGAGAAGGCGUUGAAUGACUACCCUGGUUAUGAAUUGGUUCUUGUCGGACAUUCUCUAGGCGGUGCAGUCGCCGCACUGGCCGCUCUUGAGUUCCAGGCUCGUGGAUGGACUCCUCAUGUCACAACAUUUGGCGAGCCAAGAUUGGGCAAUAUUGCCCUGAAUCAGUUUAUCGAUAGUCGUUUCAACUUGAACGACACAGACAAGGACAAGUCACUCUACAGGAGAGUCACGCAUGUUGAUGACCCAGUGCCGCUACUCCCUCUGGAAGAAUGGGGGUACAGGAUGCAUGCAGGCGAGGUUUACAUCUCCAAACCCUCGCUGCCUCCCUCUCGUUCCGACAUCCACCACUGCAACGGCGACGAAGAUCCUGCCUGCAUUGCCGAGACCAGCACUGACACAGACGACAUGCACCAUGAUGAGGAGACGCAACCCGAUGAGGACCAAGUCCGAGCCUUAUGGGGCAUUGGUCGGCGGUAUAAGCUCUGGGAGCUGUUCUUUGCUCAUCGUGACUACUUCUGGAGGCUAGGCCUCUGUGUUCCAGGCGGUGAUCCGUGGGAUUGGUCACGAGGGAAAUACAAUAUCAGCAACGCAAACGAUGAACCAUGAUUAUGGAGAGAUGGCAUUGGUUUGGAAACAGACUGCUCACGACGAAUGACUUUUGUUUGGAAUAGCGCUGGCGUUUCAGAGUCACUGUACGGAUUGGAACGGAAAACGUAAUGGUUCUUUGGGUCCUUGCCCUCAUAGCCUUUUACAAAAAUGUAGUAUAUCACAUUCACCUGCUAUAUUCAUACUACCAUCACAUCGAUUACCUAGGUGUUAUCAAUUUGCAGUCAAUCAGCCUCUUCGCCCCUAAUACUGAUCGACAUCAUCAUCUUCCUGG